Molecule: messenger RNA, 1409 nt
Organism: Gastrolobium bilobum
Lineage: Eukaryota; Viridiplantae; Streptophyta; Magnoliopsida; Fabales; Fabaceae
Exons: 2
Coding region: 287-1315 (342 amino acids)
Source: RefSeq, a predicted model, not a curated record
UCUUCCUUCCCUAUAGUCGACUUUUGUUUACUAAAGCUUAUUAACGCCUUGGUCACCGUACAGAGGGGAGAGAAAUUCAAUAGAUCCACAUCGACCUGACGUCGCGCUGUCACUUGCCUGGGCACCGAUUGUGUGCUGUUCAUUCUCUACUGCCCCUAUUCGUGUGUUAUCUCUACCAUUGUGUGUGGUUAUUUGUACUUAUGGCCCUGCCAGGUUCCUAAUUUAUUUGGAAUUUUUUUCACUUUCUCUCCUUUUGUGUUUUUUUUGUUGGUCUAUAUUUGGUUUCAUGGCUGCUUCCGACAAGACCAAUACCUCUGAUACCGAACGACUCACCGUCAUCCUUCUUAAUGGCCGGAAUUAUAUGCCAUGGAAGUGCGCUGUCACAGUUGCACUUGGUGGACGAUCUAAAGAAUCUCAUCUGACUAAUCGAGCUCCAGCCAAAACAGAUGUCUUCUACACGGUUUGGAAAGCAUCUGACAAUCAAGUACUAACUUGGUUGUUCAACUCAAUGGAACCUGAUGUUUAUGAACUCUUUGCAUAUUCUGAUACUGCCUCGGUGGCACAACACUUCGGGCAUGAACACAACGCCUCUCGCAUUUUUAAGCUCCAACAAGAAAUCCACACGACCCACCAGCUUUCUUUCCAGUCAUUCAUUGAUUACCUUGGCCAAUUAAGGAAAAAAUGGGAUGAGCUUCGACAGUAUCGUCCCACAGCAGCGGCAGUGACUGACUAUGUGACCCGAGAGGAGCAAGAUCGGGUAUUUACUCUCCUUGCCGGUAUCCGACCAGAAUAUGAGUCUCUUAAGCGUCAGAUUUUCAUGACUUCUCCCUUUCCCUCCUUCACAUCUGUUUGCAACCUCAUUCAUCAAGAAGAGACACGUACUCGUGCCAUGAGGCCGAUGUCCCCCGCUGCCAGUGAACGCAUCGACCAUUCUGCAUACCACUUGCCUGCCCGGGAGAUUCUGUUACCCAAUGCAGGUACUUCCUCAUCCUCUACUUUUAUUUCUACACCUACAUGUUACAUGGGACAUUCUGGUCCUAAAGGAAGAGGGAAAAGGCAUGGUAGCAACAGAUACCACUGUGAUCACUGCAACAAAGAUGGUCACUCCCGUGAACGAUGUUGGCUACUGCACCCACACUUAAAAAAGGAGCACAUUAUUGGUGCAAAUAGUAUUAUAUCACAACCAUCUUCAGUAGAAUUACUUGGUGAUCUCCAAUCUACAUUGGGAAAACUUGUUGUUCAUCUACAAAAAUACCUUAACCUUGGCACCACUGGAAAAUCUUCUGAUGCUAGUCACCUCGUCCAUGGUUGGUGAUAUUUCAGGACACUCGCACCGGGAGGAAGAUUGGUGAAGGUCCUUGUCAGAAUGGUCUCUACCUGCUUCCCACGUCAACUAUGGGCCUUUCAGC